This is a messenger RNA of Polyodon spathula (Mississippi paddlefish), 3643 nucleotides long. Its product is annotated as type II inositol 3,4-bisphosphate 4-phosphatase-like. Lineage: Eukaryota; Metazoa; Chordata; Actinopteri; Acipenseriformes; Polyodontidae. The record is from RefSeq and is a predicted model, not a curated record. Gene Ontology annotation, cellular component: cytoplasm. The transcript is spliced from 26 exons. Bases 159 to 3266 code for a protein of 1035 amino acids. Gene Ontology annotation, molecular function: phosphatidylinositol-3,4-bisphosphate 4-phosphatase activity.
AGAAAUGCACGUACAGGUAAACUCGAAAAAUCUCACAACAGUAGAAACAACAAUCUCCUGGAAUAGGGAGUUUUAGGGGACUUUUUAGUUAUCCUGUUGGCAGCGUUAGAUGAUCUUCUUGGUCCUGUUUGCUGGUUCUCAGUGAUGACAGUGACAGAAUGAGGUUCAACGCAGCACACCUGGCGUUGCUGGCCAGGGGACAGCCAGGAAGUUUUGAUAGAGAAGGAAAGCUCAAAGUGUACCGAAUUCCUGCAAGCAAUUCCAUCAAACCUCAAGAGAUUACUGAGAGAUGGUGUCGGCUGAAAGGGAACCUGCUCUUUUUAAUGAAAAAACAGAUCCAAAAGUCUGAGCCAGCCGAGGUUAUAGUCCUAGAACGCUGCCACAUUGUGGAGAACAGAGAUAACAGAAAUGCUACAUUAAGCAUCAAGUUUGAGAGCGGAGAGCCAGAUCUAUAUCUUGAAGCCUUCACUAAGUCGGACUGCAAGUCCUGGAUUGCAGCACUCAGAGAGGCAAAUUCGGAAGGUUUGCAAAAAAGAAUUCAUCACCUUCGGCAGCUGAUCAUGGAGAUUAAGGGAAGCGAGCCGACAGACAGCCUGAUAGGCGAAGCACAGCAGGCAGGCGCAGCGAUGAUUCCAGACCCACCAAGGCUAGAGUUCAGUCUUGAGUGCAGGGAGCUUGCAGCAACAACCCGAGAGAGGAAGCCAAAUGCAUUUGUGCAGAUCUCUGUGAUAAACACACAGCAGCAAAGUUUGACUGUUUUCUCCAGCACGGAAAUAGUGGAGGGAACAACAGACCCACUGUUCCUGACUGGUGUGACUUUCCCACCAGAAUACCCCAUUUGUGAGGGAACUCGGUUCAAGCUAACGGUCUAUGAUGUCAAGGAUAAAUCCCCAGAAAUUAGAAGCUUCCUGGGCUGCACAACAUUUUCAGUAGGUGAUCUGGUGAAGUCCAAGGAUCAGCAGUUAACCCUCAGCCUGAGAACAUCAGAUGGUACCAACGCAGUAGGCAGCAUAGUGGUCAGCCAAUUGAGGAUGGGGGAGAUAGAGGAUGGAGAAGUGGACCAAAUUGCAACAGAUGCGCAGGGACAAAAAUGCACCUUCAUUUGUGAGUCUGCAUCACACAGAACCACAAGUGACGACAAAGACAAUAGCCAUUUGAUGAAUGCAGUAUUUAAAAACCCAGUCUGUAAAGUGUACAGAUUUCAGACUGCCGACAGCAAGUGGAUGUUUAUUCGAGAACAGAUGGCAGAAUGCACUCUAUCCUUUAACAUCCCCAAGCAGCUGAUGACACUUUACAUACAAGAAGACAUGAUGAGGAUACAGGAGUUGAAGGAGCUUGGGGACCUCUCUCCACACUGGGAUAAUCUUCGUAAAGAUGUGAUUAAUCACUGUAGGCAGAUUAUCAGCAGCUACCAGGAAACACUCACUGAAAUCAACAAGCUUACAGGCUCUUCUUUUAAACCAAGCAUCAGUAAAGCAGAGAAAUAUUUAGAAUUCAUCCCAGUUAAUCUCCACACGCAAAGAAUGAGGGUUAACUGCCCGAGGAAAACAGAAGCUGCUUACGAUGUCGUCACUGUUGGAGCCCCUGCGGCCCACUUUCAGGGAUUUAAAAAUGGAGGUCUUCAUAGGCUACUGAGCAGAUUUGAAGCAGAAAAGAAAAAUUUCAGCACAGCGUACCAGUGCAUCUACUAUUCACCUGAAAACACAUCUAAGGCAAAGGAGGUACUUACCAGCAUAAGCCUGCUGCAGCCCCUCAUCUCCAGCCUCGGUGACCAGCUGCUUCACUCUGCUCAACAGCACUCCUCUGACAGCCUCAAGGAGGCUUUGAAGACGCUUUCAGACAAAACAGAACAGUUUGUACACGCACUGAAAGACGAGCUCGUCAAGAACGCCCUGCUUGCACUCUACACAGCUCAACCUGGCUAUGUCAGUAAGAGGCAUUCGACGAUUUGUAACCAUGUUGACGAAAGCAGCCCCACGCCAAAAGAAGACACCUCCACGCCACCUCCUCUGAAGCGACAGGACUCCAUACCUCAUCAUUCUGAAUAUGACGAGGAAGAGUGGGACAGGGUUUGGGUGAAUGUAGCAAUGAGCUUAAACUGCAUCAUUGCCAUGGUGGACAGGCUACUAGAGCAUGAAAAUAAUAAUCAGGAAGCUGGAGCGGAUCCUUCGCUAGCAGAUGUCAUCACUUCACAUACUAAUGGUGACUGGCAUGAGCAGCUGUACCCUCUGGUGGUGACACUGAAGGACUGCGUCAAAGAAGUUGUUCAUCGAGCCAAGAAGUCUAUGGCAUUUGUUUUGCUGCAGGAAGCGGCAUGCAGCAUUCCUCAAGGCCUUUUUCUAAAGCAGAGGAGAGAUGUGGUCUUUAGUCAAGCACUCGCAGCUGUUGCCUGUGGGUUUGUGAUGAGAUUGUACGCGGGUCUUGAUGAUAAAGGCUUCCUGCAGCAGCUUCACACAGUUGGACUUAUAGCACAGUUUGAAAGCCUUCUAAGUACAUAUAGCGACGAGGUUGGGAUGCUGGAGGAUAUGGAGGUUGGCAUUUCAGAUUUGCGGAGAGUGACAUUUAGAAUUGCUGAAGCCAAAUCUGAUGAACCCAGUGAUCUGCAGCCCAUUGUGACUGGAAGGCGGGACUAUUAUACUGUUGAAGUGCCAUUACCACGAGAGGUGUUUGAGGGACUACCCAAUGAGAUCAAAGAAGGCAAGCCAUUACAUGUGUAUCCAGUACUCUUUAAUAUUGGCAUAAAUCAGCAGCAGACACUGGCAGAGAGGUUUGGUGACAUCUCUUUACAAGAAAGAAUCAACCAGGAAAACUUCAAGAUUUUAAAUGAAUAUUACAGAAUAUUAAGUGAAAAAGUGCCACUGGAAUGUUUACCUAGAUUUCAAACUCAAACAGACUUGAAAGAAUUACUUGAAAUCCUCCAUCAGAACAUUCAAAUAAAGAAGAGAAAGAAUGUGGAAAUACUGUGGCUUGCAGGAACAAUUUGCCGUAGGAUGAAUGGAAUCCGCUUUACCAGCUGCAAAAGUGCCAAAGACAGAACGUCCAUGUCCGUCACGCUGGAGCAGUGUGCGCUGCUGAGGGACGAACACGAACUGAGCAAGGACUAUUUCAUCCGAGCGCUGGACUGCAUGCGUAGAGAAGGAUGCCGGAUUGAGAAUGUGCAGAAGAAUAUCCGGUGUAGGAAGUAUGCUUUCAACAUGCUGCAGCUGAUGGCUUUUCCAAAGUUCUACAGGCCUCCAGAGGGAACAUAUGGAAAAGUUGACUCCUAAUAACACUUGUUCUGCCCUUCACAGGUACAAACACUGGAAUAGGGUUAACCUUAAAUGAAAAUCGUUGUUAUCUUUGUGGUAUGUUGGGUUAUAUGAAAUAGAGUCUCCCAUCACAUAGAGCACUGUGAGCUAAUUCACAGCUAGAUUAGAAAGAAUAUACAAAGGAAAAUAUCAGGAGGGUAGCAAAUAAAACCUGGAAUCAAUCAAAUUGCUAAGCAAUGGGAAUCUUAAAUCCAGCACUGUAUAUUGGCAGACACAUAGUUUAAAAAUACUGUACAAUGAAGCAAUGAAGGAAAGAAAGUUUUUUUUUUUUUUUUUUACUUUUGAGAACUGAGCUUUCAGCCAAGAUAUAAACACUCACACACAUUAUAUAUAUA